AUUGGCUAAUUCGUCUGUCCUGUAGGAAUUACACUUCCGGUAGUUUGUUGUCUGUCCCAUUCCUUGGCAGCUCUAUGGUGAGAUUGUGGAGGUUCCCUGAAUGUUGAGCUGCAGAUUGGGGGUGUCUCGGCUGACCUCGGGCCCCUUCCUUCAGGUUGCUGUGAUGGACCCCCGGUGACGGUGGACAGGCUGUACUCCCAAUAAUAAUCUGCCAGGGUUUCCUACCAGCACUGUGUGUGUGUGUUAUUGGCUCAGUAGCCAUGUCUGAGAGCACAGCCAGCCAGAAUGGCAACAAAGUGCUCAUCAAAUCCGGGGGGAACCCCAACUUUGAGUUCCCACAAGACCCAGAGCUGGACUUUGAUGGUGAGUCUGUCCUUGCAAGGGCUGAUGCAAUGCCCCAGACAUGGAGAGGGGGCUGCACACAGCUGGUGCUCCUUCUAGGGCCAUGUGUACACACAGAAUACAGAUAUUAAUAUUAUUAUAUUACAGCCAUGUGUACACACAGAAUACAGAUAUUAAUAUUAUAUUACAGCCAUGUGUACACAUAGAAUACAGAUAUUAAUAUUAUAUUACAGCCAUGUGUACACACAGAAUACAGAUAUUAAUAUUAUUAUAUUACAGCCAUGUGUACACACAGAAUACAGAUAUUAUUAUUAUAUUACAGCCAUGUGUACACAUAGAAUACAGAUAUUAUUAUUAUAUUACAGCCAUGUGUACACAUAGAAUACAGAUAUUAUUAUUAUAUUACAGCCAUGUGUACACACAGAAUACAGAUAUUAUAUUACAGCCAUGUGUACACACAGAAUACAGAUAUUAUUAUUAUAUUACAGCCAUGUGUACACACAGAAUACAGAUAUUAUUAUUAUUAUAUUACAGCCAUGUGUACACACAGAAUACAGAUAUUAAUAUUAUUAUAUUACAGCCAUGUGUACACACAGAAUACAGAUAUUAAUAUUAUUAUAUUACAGCCAUGUGUACACACAGAAUACAGAUAUUAAUAUUAUUAUAUUACAGCCAUGUGUACACACAGAAUACAGAUAUUAAUAUUAUUAUAUUACAGCCAUGUGUACACACAGAAUACAGAUAUUAAUAUUAUUAUAUUACAGCCAUGUGUACACAUAGAAUACAGAUAUUAUUAUUAUAUUACAGCCAUGUGUACACACAGAAUACAGAUAUUAUAUUACAGCCAUGUGUACACACAGAAUACAGAUAUUAAUAUUAUUAUAUUACAGCCAUGUGUACACACAGAAUACAGAUAUUAAUAUUAUUAUAUUACAGCCAUGUGUACACACAGAAUACAGAUAUUAAUAUUAUAUUACAGCCAUGUGUACACACAGAAUACAGAUAUUAAUAUUAUUAUAUUACAGCCAUGUGUACACACAGAAUACAGAUAUUAAUAUUAUAUUACAGCCAUGUGUACACACAGAAUACAGAUAUUAUUAUAUUAAAGCCAUGUGUACACACAUAAUACAGAUAUUAAUAUUAUAUUACAGCAAUGUGUACACACAGAAUACAGAUAUUAAUAUUAUAUUACAGCAAUGUGUACACACAGAAUACAGAUAUUAAUAUUAUUAUAUUACAGCCAUGUGUACACAUAGAAUACAGAUAUUAAUAUAUUAUUAUUUUACAGCCAUGUGUACACACAGAAUACAGAUAUUAAUAUUAUUAUAUUACAGCCAUAUGUACACACAGAAUACAGAUAUUAAUACCAUUAUAUUACAGCCAUGUGUACACACAGAAUACAGAUGUUUAUACUAGUAUUAUCGUACAGCCAUGUGUACACAUAGAAUACAGAUGUUAAUACUAUUAUCGUACAGCCAUGUGCACACAUAGAAUUCAGAUAUUAAUGAUUUUAAUAUGCACAUAUAAUGUAACUUAUACCGUUGUAUUCAAGGAACUCUGGGGGAAAAAAAGUUUGGUGUACAUUGAAUACAGAUACUCCAAAUCUAUUUAGUUGACAAAAUAUGAAUAAAAUGAAUGCAAAUAUGUGAAUAUAGAGUUAUUUACACAGAUAAAGUUAAAACAAUCAUUACUAGAUGGGCUCUGGCCAAUAACAAAGGUGGACUAAGGAGAACUGGCAAAUAUAACCUUCAUUUUUAGUACGAUACCUGGUUGUGAACUGUUUAUGUGAUCACGACAUUUUUCCACUUCUAAUUUGAGGCACACCCCCACUAAACACUCACAUCUCACAUGAAGUGAAAAUGUCAAAAUAUUUGGAGCCUACGACGUGCCGUGUGUUUAAUUUUAUGGUCUAUAAAAUAUGUUAUUGAUACUGCUUGAUAAGGUAAGCCUAGGAGAGGAACCAUAUAACUUUAUGAGGGCAUGCUCACAGAUACACUGUAUAGAAAUAUGAGGUCACACAGUAGACUGUUUUCUAUAUCUGUGUGUGAAUGACUGGCAAUAACAAUCUCUGAUAUUCUAGCUAUAGUGGAAUAUAAUAUACAGUAAUCAUGUAGUAUAUGUAUGUAUGCACUAACCGUGUAUUGGGGGAGAUAACAGCUUGUUGGGUAGUGGUCAUUCUUUAUGACAUUAACAGAACCCUUCUUUUGCUCCCUUAUUGUUCAUGCACUUGCAUAGUUCAUAGUUAUGUUAAUCUGUUAGAACAUAUCAUUUUAGUUUUAUGUACUCUUUUUCAAUAAUGGACAGUUUGAAAAAGAUCUGUUGUAGAGAGCCUUUUACGUCAUACCCUAUGAAAUAAUUGCCCCUUUAAAUUGAUACACUUUAGCAUGAGUAUUUAGAAUAGCCAGCUCCUACGCUUUGCUUAGCCUUAAUUCACAUCUCACCCAGCUCAUUCAGGCGUAUUAACUGAAGUGUGACUUACUGAAAACUCAAACCGGGUUAUUCACUAGAGACUAAAGGGAUAAGUUUAAGGAAUGUAAAGUGAAUUUCACAAUUUAGGUUAAAAUAGAUGAUUUUAGAACAAUUCUCAAAGUCAAUUCUGCAUUCAGUUUGGCCAUUUUGGUCUUAUACUUGUCGUUCAAAGCAGUUCUCACUUUUUAGUGAAUAAUCCCCUUUUUUUUUUUUUUUACUGUAAGUGGUACAGUGAGAUAUAUAUAUAUAGGUACAGAAGUACAGAACUAACUUGUAACAAUAGAUUAUAACGUAUUCUGUAGCUACCAGUUUCUGGGACAUUCAUGUCUCAUGUCAUUACAGUACCCUUUGGAUAAACCUUUUCAGUGGCUACGGGGGUCCCUUGUUUUCCCUCGAGGAGGGUGUGUGUCGUCGUCCGUUAGGGCACCUUCAUGGAUGUUCAGCCUGACCCUGGCCAUGGACAUCUGGUGGCAUAUGGGAUCCUCUCUUUCGGGUGAAAGGGUACGUGUUUGUACCAGAUUUUAGUUUUAUGAUGUUAGCCAGUUUAGGUAGAGGAGGUGAAUAACCCUUUUUUGAAUUCCCAGUAAUUCACACUUCAGUCAAUAAGCCUGAAUGAGCUGUGGCACGGUGAGAUAUAAAAUAAGGCUUUUGGCCAAGUUAGCUAUGUUUUCAAUAUCAAUAUGAUCAUUUGGUAAUCUUUGAAUUAAAUAUUAAGUGAAUUUUAAAUCCACGUAUCCCUCCCAUUUACUCGCUGAAUAGCCCCACUAGGGUUCUAAGUAGUAGGGGAAGUAUUAGCAUGAGCAGCAAUAGGAAGCUGUGAUUAGCUGAGAGUGUCAGCUGACUGCUUUUAGCCUGUCAGAGCUCCAACUGAUGGUAUGAAUUGGUUUGACAACAAGGAAGUGUGUAAUCUCUGCCUUAGCUGCACAUACAGAAGGGGCUGGACUGUAGGUGUCCAGGGACUCUUAUGUUGUGGCAUACUGUACGAACAUGGUACAACACUGAAUGGAGGGACAGUGCCAGGGCAUUCCAGGCACUAUAACCAAUUCAAAGAGAUGAAAUGGUUAUAGUGACUACAGUGUCCCUUUAAGUUUCCUAGGAUGUGCUAUAUCAUGUGGUUAAAUAGUUGGUGUAAGCACUCAAUACUGAGAAUUGGCUACAGCCGUAGUGAUUUACAAACAAAAUCACUGCAUUAGUCAGGUAGUCCAGAACACUUACGGAGUAUUGCUGGGAAUUCAAAGGGAAUUUAAAAAUUAAGGCCAAAUAAGAAAAAAAUGUCCAAAACAAUCUUUUCAGCUUGUCUAUUUUGGUGUUAAAUUUAAAUUUCCAUUUGAAUUCACGAUUAAUAUUACUUACUGAAUGACUGUGUUCGUACCAGGUUGCUUAUACUGCCAUCAGUUUUGUCCCUAUUUGUAUGGUUGGUUCCAGAGAGAGGGCAAUAUCGUGGACUUGCUAAACUUGGGCAUAGCAGAGUAUGAACUAGUAGCAGCUGCAAUAUGGCUGCCAUCAGUUUUAAAGAGGAGUUUAAAUCAUUCUGUGUUCUGAUUAUUGCUGCACUUGAGGAUAAAACAUGGCAAAGAUUUAUGGGAUAAAAACUUUACUAGUAGACUUCCUGGUGUGACAGGGAUCUAUCUGUGACCGCAGACAGAUCCACUAAACCGUGCUCGAAGAGACACAUUUUUAGAGGUAUGCAACUGUCUCUCUUAAAUAAUGCUUUAAAAAAAAAAAAAAAAAAUACUGGGUCAGAUUGUAAAUUUCUUAAAAAACGUAAGUAAUCCAAACAAGUGUUCAUACUCGAGACCGUCAAUGACAAGGACAGUAUUACCAAUGACUUCAAGUAAUCUCUGUACGUGUUAUUACUGGGGUGUGACUUUGCAAGUCGCCUUUGGCAUCAGUCCGUCUUCUUCCAUUUAAAUAACAUAUUCAGCAGUAUGGCGGCUGUAGAUAGCUGCUAUCAGCAAAUUUUGGGUGUAGUGUAUAGGAUUCUACAUACAAGACAACUUGACACGUAUUUGUCUUAAAGGUAAUCUGCCUUUUUAAAAGCCUAUACGUGGUGACCUGAAAUUUUUAUUUUUAUUUAUAUAUAUAUAUAGCGAGAGAGAGAGAUAUAUCAUGACUUGACAAAUUGUUUCUAAUCUAGGAGCCAGCUAAAAAAGAUAGGAGCCAUUUUUUUUUUUUUUUUAAAUGUACACUAUAGUCACCAGAACCACUACAGAGAAAAGGCAGUGUUUACAUUGCUGCCUACUAAGACUUCUAGUGACAGUCACUCAGACGGCCACUAGAGUCCUGUGUCUUUGCUCUACAUGGAGGCGCUGAUUUUUACCCAUAGAGAACAUGCGUAAUAUCCUCCCAAUGCUUUCCUAUUGGAAAGCAUUGGCUUAGCUGAGAUCAUUAAAGGACCACUAUAGUGCCAGGAAGACAAACUCGUUUUCCUGGCCCUAUAGUGUUAAUAGGUUCCCCCCACCCUCAGGGUCCAACUCCCGCUGGGCUGAAGGAGUUAAAACUCCUUCAGCCACUUACCUUUCUCCAGCGCCGGGCUCCCUCAUCGCUGGGGAACUCUCCUCCUCCUGCCAACGUCGGCGCCUAAUGCGCAUGCGGGGCAAGAGCCUCGCACGCAUUCAAACCAACCAUAGGAAAGCAUUUCUCAAUGCUAUCCUGUAGACGUCCAGCGUCUUCUCGCUGUGAUUUUCACAGUGAGAAUCACGGAAGCACCUCUAGCGGCUGUCAGUGAGACAGCCACUAGAGGCUGGAUUAACCCUCAGGGAAACAUAGCAGUUUCUCUGAAACUGCUUUGUUUUCAGCAACAGGGUUAAAACUAGAGGGACCUGGCACCCAGACCACUUCAUUGAGCUGAAGUGGUCUGGGUGCCUAUAGUGGUCCUUUAAGAUCUCCGCUUUGGAGGCAGGACAAGCAACAGCGAAACCGGCACGGCGUGGGGAAAAAGGUGAGUAAAAACACCAAUCAUGUGAUCGGAGGGGGGCAGUACCUAAACAGACACACUCUCUGACAGACAUACACAUGCAGACACACAUACACACUUUCUCUAACACUCACACAUUUAUAUUUUUAAUUCUAAUCCACCCAGCCUCCCUACCUUUGGGAGAGCUGAGUGGAUUUUCCCUGGGGUCCAGUGGGGCUGAUAUUCCUGCAUGCGAGGGAGCAGUCUUCCUGCAUCUCCUCUCUGCUCCCUACCACUGUCUGCGGUGAUGCCGGGGCUGGAAUUAUGUCAUAUUCUGGCUCCCAGUAUCACUACACAGUGCGAGGGAGCAGAGAUGAGAUGCAGGAAGAUCACUGCUCCCUCGUGCGCUGCCCGAGCCUGCUGCCUCCAUAACUUUCGUGGGCAGCCGGCUACAAAGCUCCCUGGUCUGGCCGCCUCCAUGCUCCAGCGGACGGACAGCUACGCAGCUUCCUGAGCCGGCCGCCUCCAUACCUCCCAGGGCGUCCGGCUACAAUGCUUCCUUAGCGGGUGGGCAGCUGGCCGGCUCCAUUGUUUGACCAGCCGGCCACUUUAGGUAAAAGGCUGACAAAUCCCAGACGCCAGGGCAAAUUUUCUAGUCGCCAUGGCGACUUGGUGCCAAAGAUUUGUCGAGCCCUGAUAUAAAUAUAUAUCUAUAUAGAUAGAUAUCUAUUUAAAUAUGGUGGGGAGAAAUUGUGAUUGAAAACCCCUUCCACCUGAAGUCUGUGGAUAGUUAAUACAAUGUUAAACAAAAAUCUGCACACCAGUCAAGCCAUAAGACUUUCUUUUCCCAUAGCAAUCUCACUUUAACAGUGCUCUCACUACUGCAAGGGAUUCUUAUAUAAUAUAUAUAUAAAGCAUUUCUUACUAGUAUAAUUGUUACCUCCCUGAAUUAUGCAGGUAUGGCAUUGAAAAUAAAUAGAUAAUACACAUCUGAAUAUCUUUUUGACCUUUUGCAAUGUCAAGCCUACAGCUUUGGUUGCUCGAAGCCACAUUUUUACAUUUAUUUAUUUUUGUGUUUCUGGGCAAUAAAUCUCCCUUUUGCUGCCCUGCAGUUUGUAUAAUUCAUAUGCAGCCAGUGAUAAAUAAGUAUAACAAUCACAAGUUUAUUAACGUGCAACACAAAUGCAUCAAAUAAUGCACAUUUCAAUGGUAACGCCAUUCGCUAAAAGAGAGUUUUCUGCUUAUGCAAGAGAAUGUUUGAAACACUCUCAGGUGUAUUUUUACAAAUUGUCUGCUUGGCGUGUUCUUUAAAAAAAAAAAAAAAAAAAACAUCUUUUCAUUAGAAUUUUGUUUUACCUUACGUGAAGCUUUUAUAACCAUAUAAACCCAAUUUCACUGAGAGAUAAGGUAGUGUUGUUUUUUUGUUGUUUAUUUUCUUUUUAAAUACUCUGGUAUUUUGUGCGACUGCACGAAAGCGCUUUCCUUGUCUUAUCAGUGAGAAAACGUUACCGCCUAAUCUCAAACAAAAUCCUCUUUUGCCCAGCCUUAUCAGCUAUCCCUUGCUUGUUAUUUGAAAUCGGCAUGUAUGAAAACUGUACCAAAGCUACUUAUUGCUGAGAAUGCUCUCUCCAGGAUUAUAUAAAUGUUUAGUGAUUACAUCCUGUCUCUCUGUGAAUUUAUACUGGUCAUAAACUGAGCUACCCCUGAUAAUGGUUGAUGGCCAAAAGGGAGAUCCCCAACUGCUAUAGAACUACAACUCCUACAACGAAAACUCUAAAUAUAGAAAAUGACCCUAAAUUUUUUUUUCUUGCAUCAUAUAGAAUAUUGUAUGGGGAAAAAAAAUGAUUUACUGUCAAUUGUUCCAUGCUGAUGCACUCUGUAGUAGGUCCAAUCUGGAGCAUUUACUUCUGGUUGGUCGUUUCAUAUCCAUAAACACUUGACCAACAGGCUUCUCCUUCCAGGAGUGAAAGCUCAGACCAAGUUACACAGGCGAUAUGUACAUCGUGGACAAAGCUAAUAUCAGGAAGCCCUAAAGGGCUCCUGCAUGGCCCUUGUUUGCCCUAUUGAGCAAUCUGGAUUCUCCUACUGGAGAAGACAGGAUGGAUCUGCCGGAGGCCCUAGGUUUCUAGUGGGAGCCAGGUAACGGUUUUAAGGUAUAAUCAUAGAUUGACGGAUUGGCGAAUCCAUGGUGCCAGGUCACCAUGACAACUCAUAAAUUGGUUUUGGCACUGAGCGUUCUUUUCCCUGACCAUCCCUAUGGUGUUUGUGCUAGCCAGGGUGUAUCCCAUGAUACUCUGAGUGCUCAUUCGAUUAGCAGCACUGAAAGGGUUUGAAAUAUUGGCACAUUCUCCCAGACUUGAAAAGCUAUCACAGCAUGCAGAAAAGCAGGGCUGCUUUCCUAUAAUCUUCAAGUAGCGUGUUUUUUUUUGUGUUUUUUUGUUUUUUUUGUUAAAUCUCUGAAAUGCUCUGGUCAAGUUAUCUCUACUAUAUGACUGCUUAUAAACACAUAGGAAGAGGAGGUGGCUAUGAGCAUAGCUGUGUCUCCAGCCCCUCCAAUUCCAUUUUGGAAUACAUAAUGGCAAACUGAUAUUUGUGACUGUAUAUAUUGUUGUCCUCAUUCCUCUUAAGGCUCAGAUAACCAUCAGGAUGUCUCACCAUCAUAAGAAAUUAAGUCACAAAAGCAACUCCCCCCACCCUUAACUCAAUCUCCCUCAUCUGCUAAAACUCCCCAAUACACCCCCUCCCAUGACACAACAAUCCCCUUUCCAUAUUUUGAUUAGAUAUCAAGUUAACGUAGGUAUGCAGAUCUGUAUUAGUUCUUGGUACCCCAUCCCCUCUCUCAACACAACCAUCAUCUUAGAUCUGGUUGUCUUAUGGAAAUUUCCCCAGGAAAGAACUUCCAUACAGUAUGCAUAAUUCAGCAUAUGGACCCCUAUGAAGUUGUGGUUAGGUAAAUUACUGGUAUGGAGAGUGUUAUCAUCUGUAUAUUCAUGCUGGGUAAAUUCCAUGGAUGCCAAGGUAGCAGCAUAGUGUUUGGGUAUAAACAGAGGUGUUUGUUGCUGGAGUAUUUGGUACAAAGGGUCAGUCGGUAAUCUGAAGCAUGAGUCAAACCUUUCAUUGAGCUAUCAGUCACUAUUCCUCGGGUCUAGCAGGUGGAGUUGCUGGUAAGUAUGGAGAGUCCAUCCUUAGAGAUGAUCGUCUGCAGAGUUGAGGAGGUCUGAUAGUAGUCUGGUCAGAUGUAGAACAGGUCUUCCAGUCUAGUACCUCUAUAGCGGGGGAGAUUGAGUGCAGUUGGAAAGUCUAGAACGUCAGACAGGGUCCUUUAUAGAUGCUUCUGUGUUUCCUCUCCGUGCUGAAAGAGCAAAGGGGUCAGUGUUUGAAGAUAACUUCAGAUCAACAAUGUUUAGGGUCAUUUGUAUUUUACUGGCUCGUCCCUAAGGUGCAAUUCAAACUAUCUGUAGUUUUAUUCAGGUGCCGGUUCUCGGACCUAGAAGACCAGCUAUCCAUUCCUUACAAGUGCCCUCUUUGAAAUCCUGAUAAUACACAAUCUAGUGAAUAAUCCUUUUGCCAUUUACUGUUGAUUAGUCAUAUAAUCUAACACAUUUAAAGAACACUGAUUUGCCAACUAUAAAUUGACUUUUUUUUUUUUUAAAUUCCAUUGUUUUCUCUCUGCAGAAACUGAUUCUCCACCUGAACGUCCAGUAUUGAAUGGCAAAAGACGGUUCCCAAAUGUGACGGCCAUCCCCAGUCAGCUCCUGCUUGUGUCUCUGGUUGAGCACCUUUGCUUUGUUCAUGAGCAAAUCCCUCAGCGCUCCAAGUAUCUGUUUAAAUGUCAGUAUUUGUGCACACUGAUUGCUUCAGCAAAGUAUCAGGGUCAACAAAGUGAAACGAGUUAGACGGAAGGCUUAACGAAAGGGCGAACUGUUUGAACGACAAAGUGGUUUGCUUCACAUUUGUUUGCUAUGUGAUGCUUACCAUCUGGCAUUCAAAUGGUUAAAUGUUAUGGCAUUUAUUGUUGGGUCAGACAGCCAAAGCCAUGAGCUAUCCUUGGACAUUUAGCACCGGUGAAGAGCUAUGAUGCACAUAUUGUAGACAGUGGAAACUAAUAUUUGGCAAUUGUGGGCUGUAUUUUACGUAAAUGCUCUGAUGACUGAGCAUAUUGGGUAAUGUAGUCUACAAAAACUCAAAUUUAAAUUAUUAGGUGAACUUGUAUUAAGGGAUUGAAUGUUUAUACUGGAGGGAGGGAGGGUGGGGAGGGGGGGGGGUACAAAACACAUUUCUUUUUUUGUAUUGGAACCAGGCCUGCUGGCAAAAGGUUCUUCUGCAACCCUCUGGGGACCAAGUCCAUCCAGUCCAUGCUUAUUAAAAUGGUUAUGGUGCCAGGCAUUCUCUGAAUUCCCAUGAUAAACCAACCUUGUAUCUUACAAAUCAUAAAUGCAUAGGUAACUCAUAAUCUAGUCUCCAUUAUGUCCCUUUUUAUUUAAUAGGAGCAUGUAAAGGACACUCCAAGCACCUAGACCACAACAGCAUGCUGCAGUGGUUAUAGUGCCUGGAGUGACAUGGUGCCUCCCCAGUGUAAGUAGACAAAUCAUUUUAGUACAUUUUGACUUCUUACUUAGGGUCCACCGGUAGUUCCUCCCUACCUCCAAUACAGCCUUCAGAGCCAGAAGAUCUCUGUCUGAGCUAAGUUUAUACAUGGCUACAUAGGAGCUUCUGGCACCCCGGGUAAGAAGUCAAAAUGUACAGAGUAGAUUCACAGUAAUGAUAAAUCUGCAUAUAGUGCACAGGCAUUAAUAGUAAUAACUAAAGGGAAAGCGAAUAGCUUAAAGGGACACAAUAGGCAGCCGGAUCACUUCAGCCUAUCGGUCUGAUGCCUUGGGAGUCGUGGGUACAAAGUUGCCGCCUGAUCAAUAGAUUUGACAUUGUUUUUAUUUUGUUUUUUUGCUUCAAUAUAUAAUAAAUAUAUUUGUUUAGAUGUUAUUGCAUCUCAGACCUAGCAUUAGAAACUUAACUUUGUUUCUCUGCUGGUGGGAGGGUUCUGAAUUCUUCUACCUGAUCAUUGGAAUGUUAGACUGAAACAUGUAUCUGCAAGAUUUGUUAAGGUUUUACAUAACUUAGGCAUUUAAACUAUCCUGUGGUGCAGCGGUAGGCAAUGUUCACUCCAGAUGUUUUAGACUACAUUUCCCCUGAUGCUUCAUCAGCAUUAUGACUUUUAAAGCAUUAUGGGAGGUGUAGUCCAAAACAUAUAUAUUUAAUUGUUUUUUUGGGUUUUGUUUUUUUCCCCAAAACCAUUUUUCUUGUGAAUGCAUGAUACAAGACUAUGGCAUGAGUGACAUUAUCAUUUUCCAACCAUCAAGACUGUUUUUAUUUUUUGUUUUUUUUAAUUUUUUUUUAUUGCCAUAAUAUACAGCAUGAUAAACAAUAAAUAUAUAGAACACUCCAGUGGUUCUCAUUUAAAUGGUUAAGAAGUCCUCCACAGACAUGGCCAUUGCCAGCUUAGUCUAAGAAGCCUUAUCCAAGGAUAUACCCUGGGCAUUUAGUUUAAACAUGAAAAUGCUCCCCAAGAUUGUUCCUGUUACUCUGUAAUGCCUGAUUAAUUAGUAACCAUAAACUCCACCUAUUAGUAACACACAAGUGAGUAAAGAGAAUGCUGGGAGGUUAUAUUGUCUAGUGAAUGAUGUACCAUUGUUGAUUUGAUAUAUAUUUAUUUACCCCCCCAGUGCUGUGUCAGACCUUUACCAAAAUGGGCUUGUUAACACCAUUUGCCUUCAGCGAUGAGUUCAGCUCAGUGAGACUCCAGCACAGCACAGCAAUCACAGAACUGCUAAAUGCUGCUAAACGGCACAUGUAUAAAGAGGUAAGUCUUCCUACACUGGUCAGUGGAGUAGCUGUGUUCUCAUGCCAGGAUCAUAUAUAAAGGUUACAGUUUCCCUUUCUGGAUGUGCUGUCUGCGAAACUGGGUAAUUGGUUUGUAGUCUCAGUUCCCAAAGCAACACAAAACUCAGACCUGGUGCCGAGAACUUAUCUCGCUGUCAGUCUAGAUAUCAAAAAUAUUUAUCAACUGACCUAGGGAGCUACAAGGCAGUGGGCAGAGGCAGCUUUUCUGAGCAUUCUAUCAUUCUAAUUUGUUAUCCCGACUCCCUGUGCCAUUUAGUCAUGGUUAGGAAGGGGUCUUCUUGCAGCUGUCGGCUUACCCAUUACCACAUUGCCCAUGCCACAAUACACUAAGAACUUUUUAUAAACAGGAGUAGUUCUAGGUACCCAGGAUCCCGUACUCACUGUGCCUAGAGGGGUAAUCGCUACACCUCGCUGACGAGGCCCAAAGAAGGCCAAAACGAUCAUCCUGCCCUGUCUGAUGUGCAAAUGGUAUAGUUUCUCUCUGUAAUGGAAAACAUGUUGAGAUCUGAAUGGGGACUAACCAAAGGGCAGGUUACUAAGUUUCUCUAAGCUUUCGCUCGUAUUCAGAGUUCUCGUACUCUCAUUUUUAUUUUAUGCUAGGUAUACAGUAUCUCAUAUAAUGGUAAUUACAAUUUGUUUAAUGAUCGUUACAGCAAUAUGGGCAUCAGGUUAAUUCUGGGGGGAAAACGACUUUAAAUCUGAAUGACUCCCAUGUCCUAGCGUUAUGUUGUCAAUUGAGACCUGAGGUUCUCUCCUUGUCUGCACACAAUCAAAAAUCCUUACAUGUUUCUACGUGUCUUUAUUUCCAUAGGAAAUAUCCACUGGGGAGUUGAACGCACAACUGACAAGGUAUCUAUCAUAAUAUUAGAUGUUUUAAAUUGUAGUAACCCCUCUUCAGCACUAACAUGGAUCAGUGAGGCAAAUCAAUAUUUAUUGCAUUACUCUAUAUAAUAAUAAUAAAAAGGAAACACGUUAAGAUUUAUUUUGGUGUGUGUAUAGACAACCAUCCUGUGACUAAAAUUGAUAUUACUGUUUGCGCCUUUCUGAGAUGAUUUUAGCAGUCUGCGACUUGUCUUCUUUGUGUGUAAUAUAUAUGCCACACGCACAAUAUUGCCAAAAUGUAUAAUGGUUACUCUGGAGAGCUGUUUCCAUGCAAUUAUAAGCUACUUUCGGAGCUGAGAGCUGUUACAGGGUAGUUUUCCAUUUCAUAAACUAUGCAACCAAUCCCUUUGGCGCUUGGACGAAAAAAAUCUAUUCUCUCUCUGAAUUCCAGAGUGUUUUCUUAUUGUAGACUUUGGAAAUAUAAGUGAACUCUCGGAGUGUAAGGGGGUUGUAUAAUAUGGAAAAAUUUCUUGCAAUACUCUAAGGCAAAAUGUGCAACUUAUGAAAAAUACCCAUAUAUCUUGUGUAACAGGACAAAGCACAUACUUGCUGAUGCACAGACCUCACGCUACUUGAAUGAGUUUGAUGAGCUUGCUCAGCUUGGAAAAGGCGGCUAUGGGAGAGUAUACAAGGUAAUCUGACGGCUUCCAUCAAAGUGCAAUCUUUGACACACUGUGCUCUAUGUAAGAGUAACACUGUAGCCUGGUUUCUCUCCAGUCGAGAAAAUGUUAUCUUCUUGUAUUCAUUGACAUAGAAAUAUGUAUUCUGACUGCGUCUAAAAGCCAGCUGGCCCAUCUAGCCUACACGUAUUGUAAGCACAGACUUUGUGGUUUGGUUUUCAAUUCAGCAUAACAGUGUGUUUGUUCCUUACUAUAGUGAGCUUUUCAAAUUAUUAGUUUGUGAUCAUCCCUGCAGGAAUCUACAGCCUUUGCUUUUAAAACUAUUUCUUGAAUAUCCCUUCUUUCAUCAUCUAGUUAUAUUUCUUUCAGUUCUAGUCCCCACUCUUUAUAGAAAAUUCCACCUGUGUGUAUUUUGUUAAAAAAGACACGCUUAAGCCUCUGAAAGUGUACAGCUCAUUGUAUUGUUUAGGCAGAGUAUUUAGACUUUGGGUGCUGGAGUAUGUCUGCCUCAGUCUUCGCAGUUUGGUGUCUAGUGUUUUAGGCUGAGGAUCUUUCAUUCUGCAGUAUCUAUGCUGUAGAAGAAGGGCUUGGGUAAGCUUUUUUUUUUAUUUUUUUAACUUGCUCAAAUGGAUUGACACAAAGCAAAAGACAGUGCGUAAAAACUCUAUUCAAGUAGAAAUGUUUAUUGAGAAAAAAAUGUCCUCUUUGAAGUCACUGGAGAUUUUUAAAAAAAUAUGUGCACUAGUGCUGUGUUCAUUCUGCUCUUGUUUUUGUAGGUCAGAAACAAGCUUGAUGGCCAGUUUUAUGCUGUUAAAAAAAUCCUGAUUAAAAAAGUAUCAAGGAGUGAUUGCAAAAAGGUAUGCUUCUUGUAAAUUAGAAAUAUUUUGUCUUUCACAUUUCUGCAGUCAUGGAUUGUGUACAGCUUAAUGAAGUGGUUCUGGUGUGUAGGCUGUCCCUGUAGGCUUUUCAGUGUUUACAUUGCUGCCUAGGAACACCUCUAGUAGCUGUCACUCAGAUGGCCACUAAAUGUGCUUCCUAUAUCAGUGCUGCAAUGUGUGCAGUACCUACGUUCAGCGUCUCCACGUUCUGCAUGGAGACGCUGAAAGCUCCCCAUAGAUAUGCAUUAACUAAAUCCAUCUCUAUGAGGAGCUGCAGAUUGGCGCAGUGUAGCGUUUUGCUGUGCUUGCGCAAUAGCCUCACAAUGCUUUUCUAUGGGUAAAAAAAUAAGAAAACAACAAAUAGCCUAGUUUACUUUACUCUAAUGCCCUUGAACCGGUUACACAGGCAUAGGAAAGUAGAAAAAAAAAUAAGUCAUUAUUCCUAAAUCCUGUGUAUGGGCAUAACCCAUACAUCAUACAUUACAAGACAGAAGUAGUAGCUGGACAUAUAGUCCAAAAACAAUAAGAUUAGGGAGAAAUUAAUAAAUAAAAACAAAUAACUUUAUUACAAUAAAAAAAACAAUAUCCAAGGACUACAAACUGUCUUCUAAUUUUAUAUAGACUCAAAUAGGAAAGUACCUUGCAUAUGACUACCUCAGUGCACCUUAGAGAGUGAAUGCUCCUACAUACAGCAGGACCCCAUUAGAAAUAAUGUAGAGUCUGCGCUUUGAAUAUUGGGAAACAAAUGCUGUGUCUAAAUGGGUUAGCAAUACUGUCCAAACUGACUGAGGCCUAUACAUGCAUUAAUUCUGUAUACCUCGGCAUGCUGAAAGGCCAUGCCCAACGAGUACCAGCCCUAUACAGCUAAUUACAAUUUGAAAAACGCUAUACCCCUAGUGCAGAGAAGUGCCAGACACAAGCUAACAGACAAAACACCUGACAAGCGUGUAUACUUUCGUCAGGGAGAAAUUAAUAUGUGUGUUUAUGUUCUCUUAUUAUGCAUUGGUUCGUAUUCUAAUAUAAUCUACAUAAAAGAAGUGACGUUUAUUUGAGCUUUAUUGUCCCACUUGUUUUUUUUUUUUAUUCAUGAUUCGCAUUGCUAUGUAAAGCUGUCUGUAAUAAACUUAAUCCUCCUUUUUUUUUUUUUUUUGGACAGGUACUCCGUGAAGUUAAAGUUUUGGCAGGGCUCCAGCACCCGAACAUUGUUGGUUACAACACUGCUUGGAUGGAACAUGUUCAGCCUCCAAACUCCAAAUGUACAUUGUUCUCUUUCGAUCGCUAGCUCUAACCUUUACAUUACUCCAAUGCUUCAUUGUGAAGGUGUUUUGGGGGGUCUGUAAAACAUACAGAGUGAUGUGGAGGGUGUUGAACACCAAACAUUUUGAAUAAAAUAUCCAGCAGCACAAAUCUCGAAAUCCUAACCACUCUCGUAAUGCUAAAGUUUUACUACCAAAUUGGAUGGCAGCGAUCUGCUCUCAUAACCUGUUAUUGCUGUUUAAAGUUAGACAGCUGUGGACAGGUAAUGCAUGAAGCUCUUUCAUUACCUCAGUGGUUGAGGCUCUCCAAACGGUGGGUGCCGUGGAGAGAUUAAGUUUUUUCUUCAAUUUGAAAAUAGGAAGACAUUGCUCAAAGGAACAAUGAUCUGUAGUAGUUAUUGUAUUUUUAUAUGACUUAAUUGCUUAUGUGCCAUAGUGUGGAACAAUAUAUACUUUGUUUUGGACGACCUUGACAAGGUCAUUUAGUUGGAAAGUAUAAGGAAGUGACUGCUUGCCAUUGUACCAUGUCACAGAUGUUUCUUGAUCAUGAAGAAAUAUACCAGCGUUAAACUCUGUUUGCAGCGUUUCAAAGCAACAUGCUGUAAAUACAAUCUCCAGACGCCAUGAACACUACAAAUCGCUGAAGUUGUCAUGGUGCUUGUAGUAGUCCUUUAAUAUUACAUUUCGUAGGGGAGAUUUACCUGCUUUAUCCUUUGCUUGUUCAUCCUCACUGUUGUGAAUGUUGUUGUUGCUGUUUGGUUUGACUGACUGAAAUGAUACAUAUAUUUUUGUGUUUUUAGGCAAGUCUGUUCCUCAGCUGGUGGCUAUUAGAGGGUCUUCUGCACAGAGUUCUGACCAGUAAGUGUCUCAUUUGUUUUAAUAAACGAUAACAUUUAACGCAAUGUUUAAAAACUAUCUGCUUUGCUUUUUUCCUUUUUUAAUAGAUAUUUGUUUUAUUUGUUUGUAUGUAAAUCUCUUUUUAAUUGGCUGCAAACCCACCUACACACCGAGCAGAUUUCACCUUUUUGUAACCGGCAUUACCUGUUAAAUGUAUGCUUGUUCCCAAUCUGCUCCCUUCUAAACGGACAGACUGGGAACAAACUAUGCAUAGCGCUCUUUAUGACAGACACCAUGUGGGCCAAGCACUUACACUUUCAGAUCCACGCUGCAACCGAAUCUCGCUGCUCCUGUCACUACCCUCUGCUUGUUGUUUGAGCUGAUCCAAGAGGGAGUGACAUCCUGAGCAGGAAAUACACUUUUUACAGGGGAGUGAUGACAGUGCUUCUUUAAUGAUGACGUUAGCAGUCGCAACAUUUGUGUCUCAUUAUAUGUUAACUGUUUCCUUCCACAGGGAUACCAGGGGGAUACAAAGUGUAGAAAGCAGUGGUUCCUUUAUCACAUUUGCAGAGACUUCAGAUGGAAAUAACACAUGUGCCUCCUCGGGAAGCAGUAUGUCUGUGUCAUCUGUGACUAAGCCGAGGACCCCAACCCCAAAGGAAGGGAAUGGUUGUCCAGUCUCUAAUGCUCUGUCUGAAAGUCUCAAAGACACCAAUUCCAACUUGACAUCCACAGUGCACAUUUGCAGUAAACUCCACCCACCUCAAGACAUCUCUUUGCAAGACUCUUCGGACGAGGAGGAUGAUUCUAGUGAUUCAUCCAGUGAUGAAGACUGCCCACAAAAGGAAUUAUGUUUGCAUCGACAUUUUGAGGUAAUAAAGGUGUUGGCGUGCAUGUUGUAUUGAAAGGAGUACCAGAUUUUUUUUCUUGUAUAUAUUUUAUCCUACCAGGUGACCAAGUGGGUCUUAUUCUUUCUUUGCAUGUAAACAAACUUUGGCCUUGAUUUUUUUUUUUUAAUGUUGUUAUUUUUUUUGGAUAAGCUUUUAAAAAUAAUAAGACUAUUAUUUUGAAAAAAAAAUUAUAUUCUAAUGUUUUGAUAUUUUUUGAUUGAGAUAUAUCUAAUUUUUUUUACUUACGAUAUAUUUAAAAAAAUUAUUUUGAAAGUUUUAAAAUUAUUUUAAGUGUACCCCAAAAAAAUGUUACCUUCAGGCCUUUGUUAGCUCAAUCUGUAUAUGGCUGAAACUUAAAUUAAGUAUUCAAGAACUGUAAAAUGUAGGGUUUAAAGGGCUGGUAAAAAGUUAUCAAAAUGUUUACUGACUUUUAGAUCAUUCAUUGACCAAUAAUCUAAUCAUGCAUCGGUCUUCCUCUAAACGGAUAAUUCCAUACAUCAGUUAUGGUUAUCUCUGAGAUGGGUUUUCCGCUGGCUAUGUUACAUAAUGGAUGAUGACUUUUUGCAAAUGCAAUACAUUGUAUUGUUAGAAAAAUGCUUGUGUAGAUUGCUAUUCUAUGUAUUAAUAACCUGCUGUCUGUAAUAAACUUAUUUUCUAGAUACAGUAUCAUUUAAUGCUGCACAUACAGAUGAAACUGUGUGAAAAAUCGCUAUGGGACUGGAUAGUAGAGCGCAAUACUCGUUACAGAGAGACCAAAGAUGCUACCCGUGAGUGAUUUCAGUUUUGCUUUUUAUUGUUUUUGCGUGAAUAGCCCUAACUCUGCAAAUUAGAGAAGAUCUGUCAGUGGAUAAAGAUGUGAUUUGCAAGGUAAUUUAGAGGAACACUCCCAACAUCAUAACCACUUCAUCUGCUUUAGAUUGGUUUGAUUCUUACCUUGGGUCCACCGAGCCCUGCACCCUGCCUCUCCUGCAGUCUACAGAAAGCCAGAAGUUAUAGGUCUGAACUAAGCUUGUCAUUGGCUGGGAGUGCUUACUGACUUAUAGUGAUCAGCUGAUGUUCUCAGCCAAUAAGCUUACCUCUCUGCAUGGCAUGGAUUAGUUCAGGAGAGCUAAGUAAUGUUCCUAAUUAGGAGCUUCUGGCUCUCUGUCAUAAGUAGUUAAAGCUGAGUCAGAUCCUGGUGGACCCCAGGUAAGACAUCAAAACAUUCUAAAACAAUGGUUUGACAUCUCCAGGGUGCCAAAACCACUACAGCGCUUUAUAUAUAUAAAAAAAAUACUUAACUGAACUUUGCCUCUUCUAAAACCAUGUUAGAAAAUUGGCACCGUUCAAUGACUACCUAAUCACGCAUGUUCAUUACAAAGUCUGUGAUGUGAAAACAUCACUAAAUGAAUCACAUGUAAUAUAGAUCCUAAGCGAUUAUGUAGUGUCUCAAAGACACUUUCUGUCACAGCUUCUGUAAAGAAAAUUAAUUGUACGGCUUAUGUAUAAUUAUAGACGCUUUAAGAUAAACCUGUCCUUCAACAACAAGGUAGAUAAAAUCAGGAUUUUCAUUUAUUAUUGCAUUUUUAUUUUUUAAAUUAAAUCAAGUUUUAGUUCUCUAGAAUGAGGUCGUAUAAUCUUGCAAUUUUUAAAUUUUUUGAUAAAUUAAUUCCAUUAAUCCAUUCACAAUGUCAUGCGCACCCAGAGGUUUCUGUAUUAUUAUUUUAGAUUUUUUCUAUUUAGGAUAUAUUGUCUCUGAUGCAUGGAUUUACAGCUCUCAAAACUGUGAAUUUGUGUCUGCAGAGAUAACAUACCUCUUCUCUUCUGCAAAAGAAAAAUUAAAUAAAUAAAAUCUGCACAAAGAGCGAAGUGUGAGGAGGGGCAAGCAGUAAAAGUGAAAUCUUCUCAGCUUGGAAUCUCUGUGGACCUUAGACAUAGGCAUUCAUUUUUUAACAAACCGCAGAGUGAACAAAAAUUUAAUUUUUUCUUCAUUUUAUUCAAAAGAAAUAACGAUCGGAAUAUAAAUGAAUGGUUGAAUGAACAAAUUUCAUUUGGCGACAUUUACUCAUUCAUUGAACUUGUGCUGCUGUUCUGAAUGAAUGAAUAUUCCCCUGUUGAGGUUUUUUAAAGGAUCACUAUAGGGUCAAGAACACAAAGCUGUAACUCUGCAUGCUGUUUGCCUCAAAAAAAAACAAACAAGCAGUCUGCUGACAUCAUUAGAAGUGGUAGCCUGAUCCAAUCACAAUGCUUCCCCAUAGGAUUGGCUGAGACUGACAAGGAGGCAGAUCAGGGGCAGAGCCAGCAUGAUUCAAACACAGCCCUGGCCAAUCAGCCUCUCCUCAUAGAGAUGAAUUAAAUCAAUGAAUCUCUAUGAGGAAAGUUCAGUGUCUGCAUGCAGAGGGAGGAGAUACUGAAUGUUUGGAUCCAUUUUAGGCUGCCAUGACCCAGGAAGGAUCUCUAACAGAUAUCUUAGGAGUGGCCAGUGAAGUUAUCACUAGGCUGUAAUGUAAACACUGCAUUUUCUUUGAAAAGACAGAGUUUACAGCAAAAAGUCUGAAGUUAAUGAUUCUACUCACCAGAACAAAUUCAAUAAGCUGUAGUUGUUCUGGUGACUAUAGUGUCCCUUUAGUGCUCAAAGUAAAUUGCCUCACUAGAUAUAAAUUCAACAUCUGCAGUGGUUCAAGGUCUAUUUCAUUUUCUGAUGAGUAGUGAGUCAUUGACUCACAUGAAAAACAUUUCAGGUUCAAUUAUUCUAUAUGGUGGGUUUAGCACUAUAGGGUCAGGAAUACAGGUUUGUGUUCCUGACCCUAAAGUGAUCCUUUAAGUUGUGGAAUACUGAGGCACUUGAAACUACAGAAGCCUGAGAGGCUUUACAAAAAAAAAGUCUAGAUUGUAAUGUGUUAACUCAACAGAAAACUAUGUUCGGUAACCGAACUAAAUAGAAGGAAAGUAAAACUGAAACAUGUGGGAGCAACGUAGCUUCCAGUCUUAAGCGAGAGGUUAAAUUUGGCAUCCGUGGGAGUCAAGUGGCUAGUGAGUCCUCUCGUUCGGUUCUCAGUACAAAUUGCACGAGUGCUGGUCAAGCUGAGCCAUGGUUGAAUCUACGAUGCCCAGCUCUGCAAGCAUAGUGGGUUCUUCUGCCAUUGUGGCGAUCUUGUGGGUAGUCCUAUUGUGAUUAAUGAGAAGGGAUCUCCGUGACCCCCAUCUGUAUGUCAUACCUGCUGAGCGUAGAUGACUGGUUAGUGGGUUGAGAUUUUCACCAUUGUAGUGUGGCUUCAAGUCGUUGUAGAAGGUCGAUUCCUCAAAUAAAAGUGGGGUCUUUCCCCUUACUGCUGCCAUUAUGUGGCUUUUAUCAUGAGGUAAAGUGCAAGAAGGAUGACAUCUCCAAGAGUUAAUGCAGACAUUUUUUAGGAGUGUGGGGAGAUGGUAUAUCCUGGUUAGAAUUCUUUUUUCCACAACCACUGGUGGUAGUAUGGAAGCCAGCAUUCUCCGUACAUACGGUAGUACAAGUCUGCUCCCAUGAUCUUUGACGGUAUGCAUCAAAUCUUUACAUGACUGCGACAAAGUCUGUCUGUUUUUGUGCUGAUAAUUGCAAUGAAAGAGCCUGUUGGGUAUUGUACAGCUCUAGUAUGGAGUCCUUUUUUUAUUUUUUAUAAUUCUUUAUUUUUGCAGUGCAUAUCAAGAGUAUUCAUGUCAGCUUGUGGUAGAUUGCGAGAAACAGAUAAUGGUUGCAGGACAUAUUAUUAGAACAGUAAUCAGAAAAAACAAUGCACUUUUUUUAUAUAGUAUAGAUGAACAGUCAGGAGUCAGAAUUUCAGGUUAGAUUCUGUUAUAGUUGUCAGGCUAGGUAUGGCUUGCUCGUGGGUUGAGCAAUGUCUUAUUGUGUAGGUGGUGCAAGUAAUUAUCACUCUGCGUUCUUGUGCAGCCUCAUUGUAAAUAUGUGGUUCGGGGGGGUGAGGGGCUUGGGUUGCUAUGUGUGUGUUGGCAUGCGGGUUGUCUUGACCCAGCCGGGUCUGAUCAGGAGACCUCCAGGAUGGGUCGGUAGUGAAUGCCUCUACCUAUUGUCUAGCUUGCCGGUGCAGGGUGUGUGGGGUUGAGUGAUACAUACUGUGUGGCCAAUUAUUUCUGACCCCUUACCUAAGGGGGCCACGGGGGGGGGGUAGGGGGUGGUCUUUAGCGUGCUCGGGCUGGAGUCGUUAGUAAAAGAGGUGAGGGUAUAAAUUGGAGUAACUUGCGUGUAACAGAUUCAUUUAAAUUAUACAUAACAUGCAUAGAACAUAUACAAGAGAAUUAGGUGUAAGAGGACACCGUUGCUGGCACACGAUUCAUGUGACUGCCUCCUUUCCCUUGUUUCUUCGUGAGACAAAUGGAACAGUCCUGCCAGGGUCUCAAGUGUGUAGUAGUGGUUGAGUAGAAGGGGUCGUAGCCCCCUGUGCAAUGCCCAGCGACUGAAGGAAGGAUGAGGCCUCCGAUACAGAAGUGAGUUUCAGGAUGGUAUUGUCCCGGGUGACCGCUAGGGCCCUAGGCAGGAGCCAUCUGUAAUCCACUUCCGCUGUGUGGAGGAGGGUGGUAAUUAGCGUCAGCGUUUUUCUCCAUAGUAGUGUGUUACGGCUAAUGUCCUGAAAAAGGUAGGCUGGGAGGAUUCAAAUGUGUAUGGGGUCCUGUCCCGUACUGCUGGUAAGCGGCGUUUGUCCAGUAGAGAGUGGCAUCUCACUAUGACAUCUCUUGGGGCUGUUGUGGGUGCCUGCUUGGCUUUGUUAAUUCGGAAUUGUCCGUCAAAUUCCAUUUUUUUGGCUUGCGUGUGUGGCAGGAGUUCAGCAGUGAGUCUUCUUAAGUAGUGCGGUAGUUCGGUUGUGCCAACGGUGUCUGGGAUUCCCCAGAUUUUUAUAUUUUUCUGUCUGCUACGGUCCUCUAUGGUGUCCAAUUUUGUUUGGACUGCUGUGUGUGCAGAUUGCAGUUGGCGGAGGGUGUCCCCAUGUCCUUCACCUCCUGGCGUAAGUCUAUGAUGUUGUCUUCUGCGGCCUGGACUCUUGUGGUCACAGCUUGUAUCUCUGUGCGGGCCUUGUUUAACCCCUUAAGGACCAAAAUUCUGGAAUAAAAGGGAAUCAUGCCAUGUCACACAUGUCAUGUUUCCUUAAGGGGUUAAGUCUGCUUCAUACAUUUGCUUCACCUCUUGUAAGAGCUGCCUGAUGUCGUGCUUUGUGGCCGGGGCCAUGUCAUCACCCUCACCUUGUAGAGUGUGUUGUGAUUGGGGUUGUUGAUGUUCACCCUGGUCCUCUGGACUCAUCGCUGAGCAGUUAGAGCCCGUCUCCGGGACAGGCUCCUCCGCCAUUUUGUGGCUCGUGGGUCACUGGAGCAGAGUCCCGAUGUCUCGGGUGUCUUUGACCGCUCCCGCUGGCUGUUUUGGGGUUUUACAUCCCAUUUCUUUGUCGAGGGGUAACGACUGCUUGUUUGUGGGCGGUGCCUGGUACCCGAGAACUUGGAGCAGCUGCAAGGAUAGCCGUGAGGCCUCUGUUGGUGAUGGGGCAAGGUAGGCCCGACUUUUGCUGCAGGUUUUUCUGCCCUUUUGGACAAAUAAGAAGGGCAUCAGCGGGUGUCCCCUUGUGACUGGGAGGUUUGGGUGUUUUUCCCGCCUGACUGGGACUCAGUGUGGCCAUGGAUGGCUUUGGAUUUGCCGAUGACCCGGGGGAGCUCUGAGAGAUGGUGUCCAUACGGUUUGGUGGUUAAGCUCCGCCCCCUAGUAUGGAGUCUUUCAUUGUGGACACUCGCAUUUCCGUGAUGUCCCUCUCUCACCUUUUCAGCGACCUGUUGCAUGCUUGUUUUGAGGGCAGGCAAAUCUGCUCUCAGCACACUUUGUCAUGUCAUGUAGCAUUUUCUGCAUGUUUUGCAGGUCUUUUUUAGUUGCUGGGACUGAACUCCCCUUUGCGGCUGUGACCGGUGUAUUUGUGCUUUCCUGUGUGGUCUGUUCUAGUGGUGAGUAGCGUGUGACUGCUGGGUCGACCAGGCCUUCUGUGGCCUCCAUCUUGGCUGGUGGUUGCCGUUGCAGCAAGGUUCCGAUAUCUCAUUGGUCAGCCGAAUUUCCAGGCUGAGGUCUCUGUGAUCUAGGUGGUGUUAGGUAGGCCCCGGCUCUGCGUUUCGGCUUGGCCUGCUUUUGGGUGUGUAAAAAGGGCAUUGAGUGAUGCAGCAGGAGUCCCUCUGGUCGGGCCCACAGUUGAAAGGUUGGAUGGCGUGUAGAAUUCAGAUUCUUUUAGAGUAUUAGGAGCGGCCAGAAAUGGCGCCUGGUCCGUCAUGCCGGCAAGCUCUGCCUCCCCUGUAGGGUUUUUUAUAAUUGCCACUUUAUCCCUGGGCUCAUGUCCAGUUUUUAUUUUAUCAGGAUCUGGGUGUGUGCAUGCGUAUGCAUGCAUUGCAAAGCCUUUCUUUAAAACAAAUUUAUUAUUUUACUUUCAUUUUGCAUUAAUCCUAAUUCACAGGCAGGAUUCAUUCAUUUCCAUAGGGAUUUAUGGUCAUCGGAAAUUCAAACAAUAACGAAUUUCAGCCAAACUAAAAAGUUUACAAAACUAAUGGGGAAAAAAUUUUUAAAAAAAAUGUCUCCGUGCACAUCUGUAUAUAGCAUGGUGUUUAUUAUUCUCUCACUUGAGUAGAAAACCUGUAAUGGCAUCAGGCUAUAAAAUAGACCCAGUUUUGGAAUAUUUUAUGCAUGUGUGCAAAAACAUCCACUAGACGUGCUUUCCUAAUGGGAAGCUUGGAUGCACACAUCAUAUCCCAAUGAUGAGCAUUGGAUUAGCGAUCAAUGGAGGUUUCAUUUUUAUGUAUAUGAUGACCAAUGGUGUAUGUGCUAGCAAGGGCUUCUAAAUUUAAAGGGACACUAUAGUCACCUGAACAACUUUAGCUUAAUGAAGCAGUUUUGGUGUAUAGAACAUGCCCCUGCAGCCUCACUGCUCAAUCCUCUGCUAUUUAGGAGUUAAAUCCCUUUGUUUAUGAACCCUAGUCACACCUCCCUGCAUGUGACUUGCACAGCCUUCCAUAAACACUUCCUGUAAAGAGAGCCCUAUUUAGGCUUUCUUUAUUGCAAGUUCUGUUUAAUUAAGAUUUUCUUAUCCCCUGCUAUGUUAAUAGCUUGCUAGACCCUGCAAGAGCCUCCUGUAUGUGAUUAAAGUUCAAUUUAGAGAUUGAAAUACAAUUAUUUAAGGUAAAUUACUUAUCUGUUUGAAAGUGAAACCAGUUUUUUUUUUUUUUUUUUCCAAUGCAGGCUCUGUCAAUCAUAGCCAGGGGAGGUGUGGCUAGGGCUGCAUAAACAGAAACAAAGUGAAUUAACUCCUAAAUGACAGUGAAUUGACCAGUGAAAUUGCAGGGGAAUGAUCUACACACUAAAACGACUUUAUUUAGCUAAAGUAAUUUAGGUGACUAUAGUGUUCCUUGAAGUUUAACCCCUUAAGGACCAAACGUCUGGAAUAAAAGGAAAUAAUGACAUGUCGCACAUGUCAUGCGUCCUUAAAGGGUUAAAGUCCAGAUAUAAAAAAAAAUUUAACCCCUUAAGGACCAGACUGUUUUUGCGAUGUUGUACAUUUGCGACCAGGCAUCUUUUUACACUUUUGUGGUGUUUAGCUGUAAUUUUCCGCUCUCUCAUUUACUGUUCCCAUACAAAUUAUAUAUUUUUUUUUUUCAGGACAAAAGGGGCUUUCUUUACAUACAAUUAUUUAUAUAAUCUCAUGUAAUUUAAUUUUAAAAAAAUGAAAAAAUAUUAACAAUUGAAAAAAAAUACAUGUUUUUUUACUUUUACUUGAAAAAUAUUUUACUCAUCUACAAAAGCGAAUGAAAAAAACUGCUCAAUAGAUAAAAAAAAUUGUCCUGAGUUUAAAAAUACCCAGCGUUUACAUGCUUUUUUGCUAUUGUUUUGCAUGUUAUAGGGCUAUAGGUACAAGUAGGAUAUUGCGGUUUCAAAACAUACAUUUUUAAAAUUUAUCAAUAGUGACAUUGUAACACUAUUAUCUGUCAUAAAUCUCUGAAUAACACCCCACAUAUACAUAUUUUUUUUUUUUUUUUUAUAAAUUCUUUAUUUUUCAGGUUUAGGUGAGGUAAAGGGUACAGAAUAAAGGUAGGGGUAGGGUAGUAGUGUCAUUCAAUAGCUUUACAGUUUUGUUUCGACUCAAUGGCAUUGGUACGAUUUAUUGCGAAACCUCAGAACAGUCUUCUAGGUUAAGUGGUACAGUUUUCUAUGUCUCAGGUGGAGGUUGUCACUUGGCUUCGGGUCCUGUCGUUUUUGUCUCUGAGAGCGUAUGUGGCUCUUCCUGUGUUGUGUUUGUCAGGUUUUGUCUCUUUCGUUUCUGUUUGGGUCUGGGGUUUGGGUUGGUGUGUCUGUUUUGAGUGCGGGUAGGGUCCGUGUGGGAGUUUGGUGGUCUCAGCCCAUGGGUGGUCGCCUCAUAUAGGCUGUAGAUGUGGAGGGUUUCCAGUGUGAUGAGAUCUGGGUCUACGCCUAGUGUCUGAGGUUGUCCUCUUAUAUUCGCAUCUACUGCUGGUGGUCAGGUUGUGCGGAGUGUGGUAUUUUGUUAAAUGUUGGGCGAGUUCCCCAGUCUUGUGUUUGUGCAUUGAAUCGUGAAGUUGGUGUGGGGGGGGGGGUAUGUGUAUAGGGUUGGGGGGGUCUAUGUGGGGUCCCAGUGUGUUAUUAGUAGGGGGUCUGGUUUUGGGGGGGGGAGGGAUCGCGGCUUGUUCCCGGGUCCUCCGCUUACGGUGCCUGUAGGUGGUGUUGGGUCCAUGGGUCCCAUAUCUUGUGGAAGUUUCGAGUUGUGUCGUGUAGUAGGGCGGACAGUUUGUCCAUUUCCAUUGUUUCUUGUGUUUUGUGGAUCAUCGUGGUUAGUUGGGGUGUAUUCUGAUUGCCCCAUUGUUCUGCUAUUGUUCUUCUGGUAGCUAACGCUAAUCUGGCCACUAGUUUAUUUUGCGCUCUGGUGAGGGGAGGGUGGGGUUUUGAGAGCAGCCAUAUCCAGGGGUCUCUUGGGAUAUCUGUUUCUAAUAUGUCUGACGCGAGCGUGCUCACUCUUUCCCAUAUUUGUAGGACUUGGGGACAUUCCCACCAGAGGUGAAUGUAAGUGCCCUUCUGUGUGCAGCCUUUCCAGCAGGUGUCUGUGGUGGCGAGGCCCAUUUGUUUCAGUCUGAGCGGUGUGAGGUACCAUCUGAGUAGGGUUUUAUAGGCUUGUUCUUUAUGAUUAACGCAAAUGGUAAGUGAGGCCGUGGCUUCCCAUAUGUCUGCCCAGUCUGUAGGGUCUGCGGGGGGGCCUAUAUCUCUUUCCCAGGCCUUGGUGUAGGAGAGUGCGUCCUCUGGGGAGUUUGAGUUUAGGAGUGAGUAUAUUUUUGUGAUUUGUCCUUUCUGUAUGGGUGCGUGGAGGCAUGUAUUUUCGAAUUGUGUUGGUUUGGUAGUGGCGGCCGUCCUAUUUUGGGGUUCGUUGAGAAAGCUGCGAAUCUGUAUGUAGCGGAAGUGAUCGAAUGUGGUCAGGGGUGUUUGUUUGGGGAGGUCCUGGAAGGGGCAGAGUUGUUGGCCUUGGAAAAAGUGUAGGAAUCGUAAUAGUCCAUUGUCCUCAAAUCGUGAGAAGUCUUUGGGAGUUAGGCCCGGGGGAAAUUGCUUGUUUCUUAGGAUAGGUGUGAGGGGCGAUGGGUUGUUGAUUAUGGGAUGUUUUGAUGUGAUGUCGUCCCAAAUGAGAAAAGAUGUGGUUAAUGUAGGGGUGGUUAGUGGCGUGGGUGGUCUGUCCUUCUUGGGCAGCCAAAAAAGUAGUGAUGGGUGGUCUCGUCCCAGGAGAUCGUGCUCUAGGUCUACCCAGAGCUUGAAUCCUGGUGGUGCGUGCAGUUGUUGUAUUUGGGCCAGUUGGGCCGCUUGGUAGUAAUGGUAGAAGUUCGGGAGGCCCAGGCCUCCUGAUUUUGUGGUUUUGUACAUUGUGGAUCUUUUUAUGCGCGGUCUCCUGUUUGACCAGAUAAAUCUGUCUAUGUGUACCUGGAGCGUUUUAAAGUCGUGUUUGGAAAUGGGUAUUGGUAGUGUUUGGAAGAGAUAGAGGAAUCGGGGGAGGAGAUUCAUUUUUAUUGAGGCUAUGCGUCCUAUCCAGGAUAUGGACAUAGGUCCCCAUUUUUGCAGAUCUAAUUGUGCUUGGUGGAGUAGUGGUGUGUAGUUCAGGGCAUAUAAUGUGUUCAGGUCUGCUGGGAGAUAUGUUCCUAGGUAUCGUAUAUUGCUUAGGUUGUAUUUGAAUGGAUGGGUUAGUUGUAGUUGUUCCAGGGUGUGUUGUGGUAUUGCUAUCGGAAGGGCCUCUGUUUUCUCCAGGUUUAGUUUGUAUCCCGAGAGGGUUGCGUAUUGUUGUAGGAGUGUUAGUAGGGGUGGUAAAGAUUGGAUGGGGUCUGAGAGUGUGAGGAGGAUGUCGUCAGCAUAUGCCGCUAUUUUGUAUUCUUCUGAUCUUAUCUUAAUGCCCUGUAUUGUCUGAUCAUUUCGUAUGUUUUGGAGAAGAGGUUCAAGCGAAAGGGCAAAUAAGAGUGGUGAGAGUGGGCAGCCUUGCCUCGUCCCGUUUUUGAUUACAAAUUCUGGGUGUUUAGUAUUGGGGAUAAGAAGUGUGGCCGUGGGCUGGUCAUAGAGGGCUUUCAGGGCGUCUAGAAUGGGGGUCGGGAAUUUGAAUUUCUGGAGGGUGGCAAACAGGAAUGGCCAGAGCAAUCGGUCAAAUGCUUUUUCAGCAUCCAUUGAUAAGAGGAGGGUAGGGGACUGUCUUUUGUGUGUUACCCAGAUCAAGUCAAUUGUUCGUCUCGUGUUGUCUGCUGCCUGUCUUGUGGGGAUGAAGCCUACCUGGUCAGGGUGGAUUAAUUUCGGUAGGAGUAGUUGGAUCCGGUUGGCUAGGGUUUUGGUGAUUAUUUUAGUGUCUACGUUGAGUAGAGAGAUGGGUCUAAAGUGGCCUGGGUCGAGAUGUGUUUUGUCCGGUUUUGGGAUGAGGCAGAUGUUCGUUCUGAGCAUUUCUUUGGGGAGUGGGUUUCCUUGGAGGAGUGAGUUCCCUAGAGCUGUGAGGUGCGGUAUUAGUGUGCUUGCGUAUGUCUUAUAAUAAAGACCUGUGAAUCCAUCCGGUCCUGGGCUUUUGUUGGGUUUAAUGGUUUUUAGUGUGUUUGCCAUUUCCUCCGUCGUGAUAGGGGCAGACAGUCUUUCUAUCUCCGUAUUCGUUAGUGAUGGGAGAGGAGUGUUCCGGAGGUAUGUCUCGAUGUCAUGUGUUAGAGUUGGCGAUGGAUCGGGGUUGUGAUUUAUAAAGUGUUGUGAAGUAUUGGGAGAAAAUCCUCGCUAUACUAUCCGGGCUUUCGUGUGUGCUUCCUCUCGGGGAGUUUAUUUUAGUAAUGCGUUUAUUGUGUGUUUUUUGGCGUAGUUUACGGGCUAAGAGGGUGUCUGCCUUGUUUGAUUUUUUAGUAAAAGAGCUGUUUACUCCAUUGGAGGGCUCUUUGUGAAUCUUUGGCCAUGUAGGAUUUGAUGGCUUGUUGGUGGAUUUUGAUCUGUGUUAAGAUCGGUGGGGUUGGGUGUUGUUUGUGUUGAAUCUCUAGGGCUCUCAGCGAGAGGAGGUGGUCCUUCAGUUCCUGCAAUUUUUGCUUUUUGUGUUUUGUGGCCUCCGCUAUUAGUUUGCCCCUUAUGGUCGCUUUGUGUGCUGCCCAUAAUAUGCCUGUGGAUUCUACUGAGUCCUUGUUGAGUUGGAAGUACUCUGUGAGUGUCGUUUGGGUGGACGCCCUUAUUUCAGGGAUGUGUAGGAGUGUUGGGUUUAGUCGCCAUGACCAUGUUCUAGCUGUUUGUGGAAUUGAGAGUGUUAGGGUUAUCUCUGCGUGGUCGGACCACGUGAUCGUGCCUAUAGAUGUUGUAAUGUCUUGGGUUAGGAGGGACGGGGAUAUCAGGAACAUAUCAAUCCUAGAGUAUGAGAGAUGAGGGUGAGAAUAAAAAGUGAAGUCGAGGGUUGUGGGGUUUUGCAUUCUCCAUACAUCUUGGAGACCUGAGUGGAGUACAAAGUUCAAGAGUAGUUUGUCUAUUUUGGCUGCUGGGGUAGUUUUACCAGUACGUGUGGGUUGUCGUUGUCGGUCUGUUUGGGGGUUGAUGACCGCGUUAAAGUCCCCCCCUGUGAUCAUGUGGUGGGAGGGGAACAAUUUGAGGUGGGCCUGGAUGGCUGUCCAGAAGGACGGGUCUGGGUUGUUGGGGGCAUAUAGUGUAGUGAUCGCGUAUUUGUGAGUGCCUUGCUGUCCUGUUAUAGUGAGAAAUCUGCCUUGCGGGUCAGCUAUAGUGUUUGUGAAGCUGAUGGGGCAUGUGUUCCGGAUGAGUAUUGCCACUCCAUUACGUUUUCCGGUUGGGGAGUUUGCUAAGUGACAUUCUUUGUAGUGUCUGUUUCUGAGUGGGAAUGGUCUCGAGGUCUCAAAGUGUGUUUCUUGGAGGAGUAUUACGUCUGCUCCCGUUCUAUUGGCCCAGCGCAUCAGCUGGUGGCGUUUAGCUGGGUUGUUUAGGCCUUUGCAGUUGAGUGAAAUGCACUUCAUUGUGCUGAAAUUGGUUGGGGGUGUGGGUCUGUUUAGUGAUUUAGAUUGCGAAGGACCCAGGGUUUCUCGCCCGAUUGGUUCCGGGGGGGGGAGGGGGGGGUUGUGGGGAGUGGGGUAAAGGUAAGGGUUGUGGGGUUUUAGUAUCUAAAAAGGGGUGAAGAACGGGGUGACGGUGUGCCCUGGUCUUACUAUAGGAUCGCCAGGUGGUGUUGGGGGGGUUGUAUGUGGUGCCUUAAGGGUUGGGGUAGGUGUGGUGUGGUCCCCUUGUGGGGGGUACUGUGGGUUGUGGUGAGGGAGAGAGGAGGAAGGUUUUUCACAUUCCCGGUACCCUCUCUCCCCCUGCACAAUUGCCAGUGUAUCACUCACGGUUGGUCGGUGGGUUCUUAGUCGGUUCGUUGUGUCUAUUCUUAAGGUGGUUUAUUGGUACGGGGUAGGGAUGCUCCGUUUUCGGUCUUUCUUUCUUCUGUGUCAUAUGUGAGUCUGUGUUGUCACUUGUGAGGUUCGCUUGGAAGAGAAAGAAAAUAUAUUAACAUAUAUACAAGAAAAACAUUAACAUUUUGUAAUAACUGUGGUUUUUGCCUCUGCUUAACCUGUGUGUUGACUUCCAGGGAAGUUAAUUAUCUUGGGUAACUGCCUAGAUGUGCCUUGUGUGGGUUUUCACUUAAUUCUAUCCCCCCUCUCCUCCCCUUCUACGUUUCUUUUUUAAAAACCCGGUUUCGUCUUCGUCCCACUCUUUCUUCCCCCUAUCCUGCUGUUGUCUUGUCCAUUGUAUGAUCAGUGUCAGUGUUAUGUGUGUGUGGUGUCCUUAGUCUGGGAGGGUGUAGUGAGUGUUAUUGUGUCUAGUGGUCCAUCUAGUCUGGAGUGUGAUUCACCCUCUUUCUUCUUGCUACUAGGCCCUACGUGGUCAGUCUUGUCUCUCCUUCUCUGCCUUAUCCCCCAUUACCCUCGUGGUAAUCAUGUUCUACAGUGUAGAAGAUUGCAAGAGUAAUGUCUCUAGAGUUCACGUAUUUUUCGUUUGGUUCUCUCUUCAGAUCCGAGGCGGUUUUGGAGUGGGGAUGUAUUUCACUGGGUCCGUUGGGUGUAAGGUGGUCAGGGCUCGGUGCGUUGGUGAUUUCUCCUCUGGUGUUGUUAUGAGGGUCAAGCUGUGUCCGUGAUGGUUUCAAAGGGGUACCGGUCCGGUAGUGCGGUGCGGGUCAGUUCUUGUAUGGGGGAUGUUUGAGAGUGUCGAGGGGGGACCUCUUGGUUUUAUCUCGGGGUGUGCCCCUGAGGGGGGGUUGCCAUGGGCUUGGGGUUCUCAUUGCUGUUGGUUCUGGAUCCAUGGGGCUGAUUCUUCGUGGUUAAGUUCCUCUUAUUUGGCGUCCGUCCUGUACUUCUAGCGGCCUGAGCGGUGCGGCGGGGAUUGUUCCCCUUGACGUCUAGCAGCGGUGUUGUCUUCUAUGGCGUGGGGGGGUCUUUUCUGUUUGGCCGGAUGCGGGGAUGCAGCCCUGUCUCUGGAGCGGUCUCUUCCCCUGUAUCCCGUUAGUGGUGUGGGAUUCUGGAGCUGAAUUCCUAGAGAGUCCGCCAUCGGGCCCAUUUCUGCGGCUGUGGUGAGGAUAUGGGUUUGGUCGCCUUUUUUGACCAGCAGUUUAAAGGGGUGGCCCCAAGUGUAUUUUAGCCCCUGUUCUUGGAGGGCCAAGGUGAGGGGUUUUAGAUCUCUCCUCUUCUUUAAUGUAGUUGGGGCCAAGUCCUGGAAGAAGGUUAGGUGGACGUCUUUAUACUUGGGAGGGCGGUUUCUGGCUAGUUGCAUUAGUUUUUCUUUGGUUUGGAAGUAGUGGAGGCGGAUAAUUACGUCUCUUGGGGUAGAGAGGUUCAGAUUUGGGGGUCGUAGUGCUCUGUGAGCCCGGUCCAUUUCCAGGAGUGGCAGCGGUAGUUCGGGUGCCAUUGCAGAAAAGAUAUCUUUCAGGGUGGUGCUUAGGGUCUCUGGCUGGACUGCUUCGGGCAGGCCACGGAUUCGGAUGUUAUUCCUCCGUGAUCUGUUGUUAAGGUCCUCCAGGUUGUCCUCCAUGGCCGUGAGGCGGCCAUGGAGGUAGGAGAUUUCCUGGGACUGCGAGGUGGAGGUAGCUGUCAGUGCAGUGAGACGUACCUCUGUCUGGUCUGUGCGGGCAGUCAGUGUCUGUAUUUCUGUUCUGAGGCCUGCUAAAUUUCUAGUGAUCUCUUCUGCCACGUGGGAUUUUAUGUCCACUGUGGCCUCCUUUAGCAUGUCCCUGAGGCUCCCGAUGGUGAGGGGGGUCGAGGGGUCAAGUGUGGGAUCGGGCCCCUCUGAGUCAGUACCUUGAUCAGCUCCUUGAUCGGAGUGGGUAGGCCUCUGGGAUUCCCCCGGCGUGCGGAACAUGGAGGCUACCGACGGGGUGAGCUCUUCUUUCCUUUUCUUCCCGCCGCCCAUAUUGUGGAGCCUGAUGCUGGGUGGUCGCCUGGGGGCUGUUUGGAGGGUGUUUGGGCCGUGUGUGAUGCGGAUGAUGGCUGAUUCUGUGCCUGGGGGAGAGGGAGCUGUGGGAUCAGGCGUCCAUCUUCCUCCGAGGUUAGGCUCCGCCCCCCAUACAUAUUUUUUUUAAAGUAGAAAACCCAGAGUAUUCAAUAUGGGGUAUGUCCAGACUUUUUUAGUAGCCACUUAGUCGCAAACACUGGCCAAAGUUAGCGUUCAUAUUUGUUUGUGUGUGAAAAAUGUAAAAAAACUAAAUUGAAUGCUAAUUUUGGCCAGUGUUUGUGACUAAGUGGUUACUAAAAAAGACUGGACAUACCCCAUUUGCAAUACCUUGGGUUGUCUUCUUUUGCAAAUGGUAUGCCAUCAUGGGGGUAGUUCUCAUUCCUGGGCUACCAUACGCUCUCAAAGGCAAAGUAACCAACCUGGCCAUUUUCAAUGUAAAAAUAUUUCACCCUGUAACUUUCAAAAACGCUAUAAAACCUGUACAUGGGGGGUACUGUUAUACUCAGGAGACUUUGCUGAACAUAAAUAUUAGUGUUUCAAAACUGGAAAACGUAUCACAACAAUUAUAUCAUCAGUAAAAGUGCUGUUUGUGUGUGAAAAAUGCAAAAAAAAAAGUCACUUUCACUGACAAUAUCAUCGCUGUGAUAUGUUUUACUGUUUUGAAUCAUUAAUAUUUGUGUUCAGCGAAGUCUCCCGAGUAAAAAAGUACCCCCCAUGUACAGGUUUUAGGGUGUCGUAGAACGUUACAGGGUAAAAUACAGUGCUAGCAAAUUAAAUUCUCUGGACUUUUGGCCUGGGUUGGCAGGCAGGUUCCUCAAAUGUAAAAUUACUUAAUUAGGUAAAACUAUUACAUAAAUACGCACAUAGAAUUUAAAUAUAUAAGCAUAUUUAUAUAUUUGAAGUCUACGUGUAUAUUUAUAUAAUUAUUUAUGUAAUUUUGUAUAUGGACAUAUGUAUAUUUUGUAUUUUUAUUUAUUUAUAUAUACAUAGAUAUAUAUAUACAAUUUCAUUCUUAUUUUAUUUUAUGGUUCAAUAAUGAACUUGCGUUGUAAGACACAGCCACCCCCCCUACAGCCAUUAACCAGUCUUUAGAAAUGCUCAAUUUGUGACAUUCAAUAUAGCAUACAUAGAAAUAAAAUGUCAUUUGAUCUCUUCUCAGGUUGCUUUGAUUUUGUAGAUGUCAGGUGCACAAUGAGAAUUUUUUAUCAGCUUCUAGAAGGGGUACAAUACAUCCAUUCAAUGAAAGUCCUGCACAGAGAUCUCAAGGUAAUGCUUUUCACUAUUUUUCGUUCUGUAGUACAACCUUUAGUGCACAUCUCGGGUAAACAUUUAAACCUGUUUAUCUCUAUUUUAACUUAAGUCUAAGAAAUAACAUGGUUAUUAAUGCAAGCAACCUCUCUAUCACCAGAUUCUUACUUGCACAUCUUGCACCAAAACAUUUAGCUAAAUUAAGCAGUUUUGGAGUAUAGAUCACUCUUCUGCAGUUCCGCUGCUCAAUUCUCUGCCAUUUAGGAGUUAAAUCACUUUUUGUUGCUGUUUUAUACAGCCCUUGACACCUCCCCUGGUUGUGACUCAGACAGCCUGCAUGAAAAUCGUUUCAGCACAAUGUGUUCACUUUAGAAGUUUGUAUCUCCUGUUCUUUUAUCUGAACUUUAAUCACACACUUGAAAUUCCUGCAGGCACUAGAAUGUUAUUAAAGGAAUACUAUAGUCACCCAGACCACUUCAUCUCAAUGAAGUUCCUGUCCCCUUAACCCAGCAUGUAAAACAUUGCGGGUUUUGAGAAACUGCAAUGUUUACAGCCACUAGAGUCGCUUUGAUUGCAAAGACAGAGUAAAACUCAGUCAUGUUACACAGAAGUCCUAAAGGAAAACUGACUCAGUGCUUUCCAGGGGAAAGUUUAAAUGAGCACACUGCACUCACCGUGCAUGUGCACCAGCUCAGUUGUCAGUCUUAUUCUGCUCACUCAUAUGUUGACGAUGAGAGGGUUAAAAAUGGAGUGUGCGGUUUAAUUUCUUACCUGCUGCCACUCCCCCUCAAAUGAACAUCAGAUGGCGAUUAAAAAAAAAAAAGGUUACCUAGUGGGACCUACUGAAUGGUUUCCCCAUUGGUGGUGGGUGAGGGUUAUAAUUGGUACAAUGUUAUUUAGUUAUUUAAAUAUUCUCCUUUUAAACAAAGCUGAUAUUUGUUAUUAUUUUUGAUUGGAGCUGUGGCGUUUGGGUCUGUAUGGUUUGACUAGAGCAGGGGUUCCCAACCAAGUCCUCAUGUACCCCCUACCAGUCUAGGAUUAAGGGAUUAACCUAUUGUGUCUAAAGUGUUUUUUUUUUUUUUCUAAAAACACAUUGGACGCAACUGGGUAAUCCCUAAAUCCUGGACUGUUAGGGGGUACUUCAGGACUGGGUUGGGAACCACUGGCUUAGAGUAAUGUUUAGUAAGUACACCAUUCAUAUUCCUUAGAGAAAAUGCUACUGUCUGGCGACAUUGGCCUAUAAACGAUAGAGUUGCUAGGUAUGGUUCUUCUCCGUUGUUAUGGGCAAAUGCAAAUAUUGUAUUUUUCAAAUUGUGUGCUUUGUCUUUAAGAGAUAUUGCAAACUGACAUGGAACAUAUGGUUUUUCAUACGUUUCUUUAAGCAAUAACCUUUUACCUACUUUCAGUGCAUAAUAUGUUUACGCUAUUUUGUCCCAGACAAAAUACAAUAACAAUAAUAUAUAAACAUGCUUCAAGGCUAUGCUACGACUCUUUCAGUACAUAAUAUACUGCGGUAACCCUAUUUAGAUAAAGAUGUUCAGACUUUAAGAUGCAAUUUUGACCUAAGUCAGGAAAAUUUCCAUGACGUAUGCACCCUUUAGUUAUGGCCUUGUAUUUUUGCCAAGUUAAGGGAGGUCCUAAAGUGAAUACAAGUAAAAGUUACUUUUUCAUAUAUGAACUACAGUAACCCUAAAAUGAAGACACCUAAGGUAUAAAUUGAGGUGUACUUUUAAAUAUUAGAGAACACAGAGAGAAGAGAUUUGGAGACAGACGCUGCUCCAUCUUAUAAUGACAGAGAGGUUGACAUGAUGACAUGUUCAGGAGGGUGUUAUUCUAUUAAUGAUAUUGCAAGCAUAUAGUUUAAUCUUAUAAACUCUGCUAUAAAUUAUUGUAAUGGAUUUUUAUGUCUAUAUUAAUUUUUUUUAUAUAAUAAAUAUCUAAAAGACAGCCCUUUAUUGCUUCCAAGAGGAUCUCUUACUAACUAUAUAAUAUUAUGGCUAAAGAUAUCUGUAUGGUUAGCCCUGCUAAAUUCUAUGCUUUAAGACAUUAUAGUGGUAAAUAAAGGAACAAGCCGCGGUUACACUGUCUUAGUAACUGGUAGCUUUGGAUUUCUGUAUUUACUAAAUAGUGAAUGGAUGAUUACUCUUAAAAAUGGUGCCAGUAUAACUGUGCUAUUGUACGCUGUUUGUGUAUCAUCUAAAAACAUAAUUUAACACAACUUUGUUCUUUGCAGCCUAGAAAUGUGUUUCUACAUGGCCCUGAUCUCCAUGUACGCAUUGGAGAUUUUGGACUUGCCUGUGGAGCUAUUCUACAGCAUUCCAGAGACCACUGGUUGCAGAAAGAUGGCGACAGCGGUAAGUAAUCUUGCAGUGCCAAGUCUAUAUAGGCAUGUUUAAAACAAGAAUAUUUGGGGGUAGAAGGCAAACAAGUCCAUAUAUAAUACAAGAUCAUUUUAGAACUCUCCACGCAGAAUCGCUCACCUUAGUUGGGGACAUUGACCUAAAAAAGCAGUGUCUUAAGUUGAAAAUUCUGGCGGAUCACGGGCCAGACAUGUUUCUUUGAACACUGCUGGAUAUAUCUGCUUUUUAGGUUCCUUGCACCAUCACUGACAUUACCUGCAAGCAGUGAAAAAUCAACGAGACCCGUCUUUUGGACUGUAGAAUGGGUAGGACCUUUUUAUAGGUUUUGGUUGCAGCUUGUGUGGUAGAUUGUAGUAUACGUCUGGACAAUUGCAAAAUCACUGCAACUAGAACGCUCUAUGUGAUUACAUUUUAUCCCUGUUGAAAGAUUUAAUGCGUUACCUUGAAACCAGUCCAGUUUAUUAACAUUCCAUUGAUAUGUUAAUGUACGAUUGUUUGUGUGCGUGACAAUUUAAAAAGAUACUUCAUGAUCUGAAUGGAACACUUUAUUUUUUAUUCAUUUCUCUUUAGAAUCAACUCGCACAGAGAGAGUAGGCACAUGUCUGUAUGCUGCACCAGAACAGCUAGAAGGAUCUAAUUCUAACUUUAAGGUAAGAUAAUAAAUUAAUGGCAUGGUACCGUGUGUAUCGACCGUAUAUUAAUUAUUUCUGCUUUCACUUUGAUAUAUUGCGAUCUGCUAUUUUGUCUGAAUGUUGCCAUAUAGGGCCUUGAGUCUCUUCUUUAAAUAAUGCCAGGCUAAACGUCCUGUGUAGCAGUACCAAGAUCUUUUCGUGACAAAUACAGUCGCCGUAUGGAUGUGGAUGAGUGCUCUUGUGUUAUUUCUAAUGCAUGGGCUGCAAUGAUGUUGCAGCAUGAAAGGCUUCAAUGAACUCAGAGUUAUUCAUUAAAUAAUACAUUUUGGGGAACUGAAAAACACAUUUUUAAAAGUAAUCUUUCAAAUUGAGGUUUUGAAUAAAGUGAUAUUGGAUCAUUUUUUUCUACUAGACUUUUUUGGCUUGUAUUUUGCAAUCAAUUUUCAAUUCUUUUGUAGUGAAAGAGUCAUUGAAUCUCUGAUUUGACUUAAUUAGGGAAAACCUAUUGCUGUGUUCUACUACCCCCUUGUGGCAAUGAUGUAGUAAAUGUGUUAAUGGCGUUUAUCUGUCUGCUCUGCAGUCUGAUAUGUACAGUUGUGGCAUCAUAUUACUGGAACUCCUUCACCCGUUUGGAACUGAAAUGGAAAGGGAGAAAGUCUUGACAGCUCUGAGGAGUGGAAUGUUUCCAGAAUCAUUUGAAAACCAAUGGCCUACACAAAGUAAAUACAUCAAACUUCUGACCAGUGCAGACUGCGCAACGCGUCCAUCUGCUUCACAACUUCUGGAAAGUGACCUGUUCUAUGGUGAGAAAAAUGUAAGUAUCUCAGAAUCGUGCUCAUGGAUCGAACUGCCUAAAAAUCACAGUGUUUGGCUGAGAUUGCCAGCUCUGUGCUUUCAGCCUAUCACAUCACCCGUAACUAGUAUGAAUUAGUAUAUCUAAGGAAGAAUGUUAUCUCUCAUAUCUUCAGUAGAGUCCAGACUGUGGGUGACCCUCAAUGUUAAAGGAACACUAUAGGGUCAGGAACACAGACCUGUAUUCCUGACCCUAGAAUGUUAAACCACCACCAUCUAGCCCCCUGAGCUAACCACCCAUCCCCCCUCUCACAUCAUAAAAUCUUACUUGUAUUCAAGUCUGCUGCUGCAGCUGGCUCUGCCUCUGACAUCAUCAGAAGUGGUGGCAUGAGACAAUCACAAUGCUUCCCCAUAGGAUUGGCUGAGACUGUCAAGGGGGCAGAGCCAGUAUCAGUCAAACACAGCCCUGGUCAAUCAGCAUCUCCUCAUAGAGAUUAAUUUAAUCAAUACAUCUCUGAGGAAAGUUCAGUGUCUGCAUGCAGAGGGUGGAGACAUUGAAUGGCAGUGCUGCUCCCUGUGCAGCACUGCCCCGGAAGAACCUCUAGCAGCCAUCUGAGGAGUGGCCAGUGAAGUUAUCACUAGGCUGUAAUGUAAAUGCUGCAUUUUUUUCUGAAAAGACAGUGUUUACAGCAAAAAGCCUGAAAGUAAUGAUUCUACUCACCAGAACAAAUUCAAUAAGCUGUAGUUGUUCUGGUGAUUAUAGUGUCACUUUAAACUGCUCAAAAAUGGUUAAACACUGUAUGGAGGGACAGCGCUAGUGAACUCUAGACACUGUAAUCAAUUCAAUGAAAUAGUUAUAGUUGCCCGGGUGUUUCCCUUUAAUAAAAUGUAUUGUGUCUGCAUUGUGACGGGAGAAACCUGCUGUAAUGUAGUGGUUUUGGUGCUAGGUUUUUCCUGAUGACCUUCCAGAGUAAACAGCUUAGCUGGGGUAUGCUGGUCACCGACAGCCACCUUAUCCGGGGCGGAAUGCUUCUGCCUUGAGCUGAGCCUUGCAGUGCAAAACGGAGCUCAUCAGCAAACACUCUAUGAGCCAGCCGUAUUGCAGGGAUUAGGAUUGUAGCAGCUUUCCGCUCAAUGGGAAUCUGUGACAUUAGCCCAGUGGAUAUCCUAUAUUUGUCUAAUAUUGGCUACUAACACUGGGACGGUGCCAGGGUACUCCUGACACCAUUAACACUACAGGAGUCUAUAGUGGUUAUGGUACUUAGUGUUUAUUAAAAUUAUACUUGGUGUACAAUCUUAACUUAUUGUGUUACCCUCUACAAAUUUGUCAGCUGAUCAAAGCAUUCUGCUUAGUGAAUAAAUCUCUAUAUUUUCCUAAUAAUUAUUAAAGGGUUAUUCCAAUUAUCACAACCACUACAGCCCACUGUUAUGAUGUGAGGAGUACCUUGGCCUGGUUCUCCAAUAAUGGGGGAAACUGCUUAGAAAAGGUGUGCCCCCUUAACUAGGCUCUGAUGCUCACUGGUGGUCCGGUCACGUUCUUCUGGUUUCUGCAGAGCUGCGACAGUCACCAUUCUCUGACAGGGGGUCAGCUGACAUUCUGCGAUAUUACCAAUGAUGUUACCAGAGUUACACAUGCAACAGCAGAGGGUUUUAAAUUCCCAAAUACAGACUCCAGGCACCAUGACCACUUCAAAUCACUGGUCAUGGUGUUUGGAGUAACCCUGAUAAUACAAGACUCCUUAAAAACCAACACUCUGUACUUUUGGCAGGUGAUUCAGGAUCUGAGGAAAAAGGUGCUUGACCUGGAAGAAGAAAAUGCAAAAUUAAAACAGAUGCUGCAAGAACAGACUUUGUCCUCAACCUCAAGGGAACGUACUGGUAUCAAAGACACAGCAGUUUAAUUAUUCUGUAAAUUACAGUACAAAAAUUCUUGCCAAACAGUUCCCUUACCUGUGUUUUGAUGUAUUUUAGUAUAAUAAACUUUAUUUAUGCAAAUCUGGUGUGUCUGGUUUUCAUUAAUUGGUUCUAUUUUGGUCCAACAAACAUUUUUAAAGGGAUAUUCUAAGCACCAAAACAACUUUAGCUUAAUGAAGCCAUUUUGGGGUAUACAAACAUACAAAAUUAAGCCAUGCGCUCAAACUUCCACUACAACUGGGCGGCAGCUAUUACUAUAGUACACAUCAGUCCUAAUACAUAGAACAAAAAGAAAAGGUUACUUCGAACAAUCCCAAAUCCCUAUGCACAUCUAAAUAACUGGAAGUAUCACUCCAAUGGCCAUUAAAGUGUACGCUUACUGGCUACGUCAAGGCAGAAACUCUUACGCUAACAAUUUAUUUUGCUUCAGGAAUGGUCUAUAAAAGUGACUUGGUUUAUAGAUUCUUAGGCUAGUAGUGAAUGUAAAAUUCACAUAAGUAAAAAUAUGACCUACAUCCAGUGUGACCAUAUAGAUGUCUGACUCUCACCCCAGCAUCCCCUACAAUCCACCCAAACGCACUAUCCUAUAUGUGAAUACAGCUUUGCCGUGGCAACACACAUAAACAGAGCCAGUUCUCUAGUCCAAGCAGAUAAACCUGUGGCACAGUAUCUUACUUACCAUGUCAAGUUAGUAUCUUUUUCUAGUACUUCACUUUGGCAUAAAAAAAUUUAACCGCUUAUCUCACUGUCCAUAUUGGGUGAUAAGGCUUCUCACAAAUAGAUGUUGACACUCAAAAUUACAAUCUACCAGGUAAUUAGCUGCCCUUUCUCUUUAAAGAUGAGGAGGGAAAAAGUUACUAUUUUUUUUCCCCCUAUCUUAAAUGAUUGUUUUAUUGUGUAAUAAAGUUUGUACAAAGUAAAGUCUUUUAGACAAUCUUCAAUUUAAAUAUGGAAAAGCUCUAGAACUGGGUCUAAUAUGAACCUGCACUGCAUUAUAGCAUCUCUCGAGUCUUGCACAUAAUCUGUGUAGGGGUGAUCACUCUGGAUUGUUGUGCUUGUUAUGAGUGCCAUAUCUAUGUUUCAAUUCCUAACAUAGUCAGGGGACAUAUGCAAGUUGUAGGAGGUUAUUCCAUUUAAUCUUGUUACGCUCUCCAAAUCUAUCACUUCUAUUUAGCAGCUAGUAUCUAUUAUUCACAAGAAUCUUCCAGUUAGAGUCAACCUGCCUACUGUGCCAGAAAAAAAGUUAAAGAAUGUGUUUUAUUGCAAAGUACAUUUUAUCCACAAAUACAUUAAUUUGGAUUUCUAAAUGUGAUACCAACCGUUAUAUUUCACAAAAUUUCAGCCAUUGUUCUUAGGGUUGUUAGAAGAUGACCACACUUUGUGAUCGAUUUCUUCCACCUGUACUCUUAAGUAUGCUCCUUCUGAUUGGAAGACUUCCAUCACAGUGUGAGAACAUAUCACUAAUGGUUAAACUUAACUGAUAUGGAGUACAUAUCUUAAACAUUAGCUGCUAAUAAGUACUUCUGCUCCCGUGGGGGAAAUGGCAACUGUUAUUUUGAUAUCACACUGUAGUCUUGUUAGAGAGUUGUUCCCACCCCUCAGAUAGUGCAGGUUUUAUAAGGGUCCUCAACGCAACAGGGAAACCUAAUUCUUGAACUGAUUUUCUUUGUGGGUUGGGAACCCCUUCUCCAAGGAAACUUACUUAGGGGAUUAUAUUGCAUGAGGAUUCCUGACAUGGGACCACACCAUAACUACUGAUGGUGUUAGCCACUCACCUUGAACAAUGAAAUCGGGUGAAUGUGGAGAAAUACUGAUAGAAUAAGGGAGUAAAAAAAAUAGAGUGAGAUGGGGGACACACUCUGGGUUUUAUAUGAAAGUAAGAGUAAAGGAAAGGAAUGGAUUUUCAGUUUUAUUGACGAGGCAGAAUGAUAUUGUACUGCCAACACAUAUCUCUUCCUUAUAUUAUUGUCUUUGUAGAAUAUUACAUAUUCUAUGUUCCUAUUCAUAACAUAUCAAGCUUCUGCAUUAGAAUAAGGUCAGGACAACUGGCAAUGUACUUCACAUUUCUCGUAUAAUGAAGGCAAAAAGCCUUGCAGAACUAAAUGUGGAAAAAAAAAAAAAAAUCCAGAAUGGGUAAAUUUUUUUACUUUUUUUAUAGUAUAUGCCAAUAUAAACAGUUUGGGUUUUUUAUAAAAGGCACCUUGUGAAGUUGGUUGACUUCAUUCUGAAUGCAAUACACAAAUAACUGCAAGGGUCUACAUGCAAUCCACUUGGUAAAAAGGUCUAGACAGGCAUUGUAUUGUUAAAUUAGGAACCUGCAGUGGUCACCACUUUAAUUUGGUUACUUAAGGAGUUUAAGAGCCGCCUUGAAGGAUGUAAGAUUUUCACAAGACUUCAUCCACUUCUGGACAUUGGGUGGGAGAGCAGUGGAGUUGCCAGAUUGCUGAAUGGCGCACCAACUAAUGAUAUCGGCUAUAGUCAGUUCGUUGCCUACUAGCCAGGGAGACUUGCCCAGGGCUGUGCUCAGGGCUCUCAGAACGGCAGCCUUCUCUUUGCUGCUUCCAUCCCGGAGCUGAAAAAUUGCAGUAUCGACCCAGCUGUCUAUCAAUGUUGCAGUGACUGCAUUAAAGGAGUGCCCGAAGAGAGAGAAUAGGAAUCGAGCGAUGUUCCCUUCACCUUCGAUUGGACACAUGUUCUGGAUGCUGAAUUUCAUCUGUGGUUUGGGCAC
Messenger RNA from Pelobates cultripes (western spadefoot toad), 41598 nucleotides. NCBI's taxonomy places the organism in Eukaryota, Metazoa, Chordata, Amphibia, Anura, Pelobatidae. The record is from the annotation of a GenBank genome assembly.